Penicillium cosmopolitanum is the source of this 1011-nucleotide messenger RNA. Its product is annotated as zinc-binding alcohol dehydrogenase family protein. Gene Ontology annotation, molecular function: oxidoreductase activity, acting on NAD(P)H. The record is from RefSeq and is a predicted model, not a curated record. The transcript is spliced from 3 exons. NCBI's taxonomy places the organism in Eukaryota, Fungi, Ascomycota, Eurotiomycetes, Eurotiales, Aspergillaceae. Bases 1 to 1011 code for a protein of 336 amino acids.
AUGUCUACUCAUCCCGCAAUCAUCGCUACCGGCAUCAAGGAGCCGCUGACAACCCAGCGAGUUCCUACUGCCACUCCGCAGCAGCAUGAGAUCCAAGUUCGAGUAGAAUGGGUCCCAUCCGCGCCGCUAGAUGUUUUUAAAGUUGAUGCUGGUUUGAUGGCACAAUUCCCUCUGCGUCUUGGUGACAGUGUUGCCGGAACGGUAGUCGCAGUUAGCCCCAAUGUUCAGCGUCUCAAGCUCGGCGAUAGAGUGUGUGGGUUCGUUUUCCACAACGAAAAUGAAAUGGGACAACAAGUCUAUGUGACCGCGCCCAAUCAUCUCUUUUCAAAGGUGCCAGAUGGCAUGUCUCUUGCGGCUGCAGCCACACUUCCCACCAAUUUCUGCACGGCUUUCCUUUCCCUGUCAGAAAACCUGAAGAUAGACCUGCCGUGGCCUCUCCCUGAGAAUUUUGUGCCUCGAGGCGAGCAAAUUCCAAUUUUAAUCUGGGGAGCCGGUAGUUCAGUUGGUCACUUUGCAGUUCAAAUUCUCAAGCAUUGGGGAUACAAGAAUGUCAUUGUUACGGCAUCCCUCAAGCAUGAGAAAAAGCUUAAAGGUUAUGGCGCAGCGCAUGUUUUUGAUUAUCGCAGCACUGGGGUCGUGGACUCUGUUCUUGAGAUUUUGAGCUCGGACAAAUCCCCUGAGGCGAUUCGCGUCUUUGAUUGCGUGGACUCCAAAUUCGGCUCCUUGCUUCCAAUUUCAAAAAUCGCGACUCGAGCAGGCUCCAAGGUCGCAGCUGUUCUGCCUGUUGUGAUUAAUAACUCCUCGGACGCGAAUGGAUUGCAGCUGUCUCCUGAUGUUUCCACGGGGGCAGAUUGGUCAAAGGAUGUGGAAAUCCAUAGCAUUGUCAGCUACGGCUAUGAAGCGAAUGCCUUCCUGAAGGAAAAUCUCUUCCCGGAGAUCUUGCCCACUCUACUUUCUCAAGGCACAAUUGAACCAAACGACCAGCGAGUUGUUCAAGGGACACGCUUCUAG